Molecule: messenger RNA, 6264 nt
Organism: Dermacentor andersoni
Lineage: Eukaryota; Metazoa; Arthropoda; Arachnida; Ixodida; Ixodidae
Product: RNA binding protein fox-1 homolog 2-like
Biological process (GO): nervous system development; regulation of alternative mRNA splicing, via spliceosome
Cellular component (GO): nucleus; cytoplasm
Molecular function (GO): mRNA binding
Source: RefSeq, a predicted model, not a curated record
AUGGCAAAGAGCAGUCGAUGGUUUCAAGUGGAUGGGGAUCUCGCCGUCUUUAUCCUGGAGGAGCAUGAAUACAUCGCGAUACGGCCGGUCGCGGCCGCCGUUGAGGAGCAGCCGGUGGCCGCGCGUCGCCGGCGGCACGCUUCGUUGGCGGCCUGCAGGAGGAAGAAGCCGAGGAGACAGCGGCGCCGUCGUAGGGGACCCGCCGCGGCGCUCAAGGCGUCGUCCCCCGGGGCCUCCGAGACGUCCACGACGACGACGACUUCCUCCUCCUCGGCCGCCGCUGCUCCGCUUGUGACGUCGUCGUGCGCCUCCUCCUCCUCUGCGGCAGCGCCUCCCGUCUACGCUCACCCCAAUCCGGCGGUCGUCGGCGACCUCAAGGAGGACCCCUGCGCUGCCGUCGCGCUCGCCUUGGACAAGUGGUGGGCGCCACCGGCUGCCGCGCCGCCGCCUCCCCCUCCGCAGCUGCUGGAAGUGCUGGCCGCCGCGGCCGCCGCCGCUGGCACGGACGCCGCGUACGUGACGCCGCUGCACCACCAUCACCCGCACCACCACCACCACCACCACCUGUCUCCGCACCAGACGAGACUGCUGGGUGGUCCCGCGGGCGCGGCCCCACCGGCUGCCGCCGCCGGGCCUCCUCCGCCCCCUCCGCCGCCGCCGCCUCCCCCGCCAGGCGUGGUGGCAGCGGGGGCGCCCACCCCGCUGGGACCCGCCGCGCCGCCGCCGCCCGAGCUACCCUGCCUGCUCCUGCUCGGCUCGCCGCCCGGAUCGGCCGCGGCGGCGGCUGCUGCUAGGGGACUGCAGCACCGGUUUCCUGCGCACAUGGUGCAGACCCAGAUGGCGUCCAGCUACCCCCAGUACGUGACCCAGAAUGGCGGCGAGCGGGCUGACGGCAAGGACGGUUCCUUCGCCCUGCCCAUCGUCACUUCAAACGGCGUCGAGCAGCAGACGAUCGUGAAACAGAAACUGUCGGCCGAUGCUGGCGCAGCCGCGCGCAUGCGCAUUGCUUACCUCGAGCAACCAGGCACUCUCGAAGCCAGGGACAUCACCGGCACAGCCGUCGACAAACAAACUGACCUCGAGCCCGAUGCCAAUGGUGCUGCCACAGGAGUGGUACUUACCGGUGCCCAGGCAGCAGGGGCCCAGGCCGCAGCAGCCGCUGGCAUGGCAGUCGUGGAGGCAGCCAAGAACGGCCAGCCCAAGCGGCUGCAUGUCUCAAACAUCCCGUUCAGAUUUCGGGACCCCGACCUGAGGCAACUCUUUGGCCAAUUUGGUGCCAUUCUUGAUGUUGAAAUCAUCUUCAAUGAACGGGGUUCUAAGGGCUUCGGUUUUGUCACGUUCGCAACUAGUGCGGAUGCGGACCGAGCACGAGAGCAAUUGAACGGCACAGUUGUCGAAGGCAGAAAGAUCGAGGUAAACAAUGCGACAGCGCGGGUACAGACCAAAAAGACGCCGACAAUACCCAACGGUGAGCAGACAGUGGCCGCUCUGCGGGGCGUAGCGAUCCAGCGGGGCCGAGCGCGGGGCGCGGCCGCGGCCCCGUUCGCUGCCGCCUUUGCGCGACACCCAUCACCACUCACUGCAGCUGCUGCGGCUGCUUCUGCACUCCACGGCUAUACUCCUGUGUACCAGGAUCCGUUCCUCGCAUAUGCAGGCGCCGAGAGGUACCAGCUUCCGGCCACGUAUGCAGCAAGCGCUGCCUAUACAGCGGCAGCGGCGAGGAGUUAUGCGGCCGCGGCUGCAGCUGCACAGCCAGCCGUGGCUUCCUACACUGCUGUGGCAGGCUCCCCUUCGCUCUACUACAGCUAUGGGCGGGAGUAUGCUGAUCCCUACCUGGGCCACAGCAUAGGACCAGUUGCCGGCUACGGGGUGAGUGUGCCGACGGCAGUCUACCGGAGUGGAUACAACAGAUUCACUCCCUACUGAAGGUGUCCCUCAAGUGGAGCAGCUACGCCGGGUGGGGAGGGACAAUGAGGGCCAAGGUGACGUGGGCAAGAAAAGUAAAAAUCUUGUCGCCGGCAGCAGUUGACGACCAGUGCAACGUCGAAGCUUCGCCACCUUCAUUGUCGCUCCCUGACUUGUCAUCAUAUGGCUUUUUCUUUCUUUCUUUCUUUCUUUCUUUCCUUUUUUUUUUUUUUAACUGUCCCGUCCCUCCCCCUCGACUUUCCCAUUUAGUUCUUACUUGUCACUCAGCACAUAAAGGAAAAUGUAUGGGUGGGGAAAAUGCAAGAAGUUUUUCUCUUUACAUCGCCUCAUUGCUCGCCACUCCCCUUAUAAUGUGUAUGUAUGUGUGCCCAGUUUGCACCCGUUCUGUCAUCCAUGGUGAGACUUUCUGUGCCGCUCGCGUUCUCACGGGGCGGCAGGAGGGACAUGUGGGUUGACACCAUGCAUCUUGGUCACUGGCCAUGCAGAUGUCAUUGCAAGCCACCUCGUCUUGUACCUCUCACCUAUGCUUUGUCAUCCCACGGGACGAGACACUUUUGGGGGCCUUCCUGCAUCUGCUUUGCCUCUAUUGUUGUUCUUUCUUGGCUCUGAAUUUCUAUAUCUCGCUCUGUUUAACAUUGUAAGCACAUAUCAGUUCUUCGCAACUUUUAUUUUGACUUGGCAAAAAAAAAAAAAGGAAUGUAUGAAGCCGUGCAACUUCCUUUUAGUUACCCAUUUAUACAUGCCAAGGUCACCUGGCCACUGUAGCCAUUCAUCACUUUCCUUUUCUGUCCAAUCCUGCAUUGUAGCUUGCGUGCAUCCACUGCCCUCCAUUGAAGUUAUGGCAUCACUCACUGAUCCUCGGGUUAGCCCACAUUCUUUCCUUUUCGGUUUCUCCACUUUGGUGGUUGGCGGCGCAGUUACAUCCCCAUGUUUUGGCCACUGUAAUGCGACCUCAGUGUCAACGUAAUUUAAGUUUUUCUUUUGAGUGAGUAAGUCAGUGAUUUUUUUUCUUUUCCUUUUUAACAUUGCAUUUUGCAACAUCAUCAUUAUUUCUCUUCCUUCUAAAAUUUGGUCGGUUCCCUCUCCCCUUCUUAAGCUGCGUCGGCCUUCGUUUGUCAACCUGUAUUCCUUUCCUUUCCCCCUUUUUUUUUCGUUGUCGUUUGCCAAGGCGCAUUUUUAGCAUUUGUGUUUUGUGGUCGUCUUUAUUAUUUUGUUAUUAGUGCUGUGACGUUUCAAUUCAGGUCACCACUUCAGCGUGCAUUGUCUCGGUCAGUCAAAGAAUGGUAGAGGAAAAAGAAAAAUGCCUGGAAGUGAUGGUUAAGGACAGAUUAUUCUGGAAAGCAAGGGAUCCCCUAUGACUUGGCUUCAGUUAGUGGUGAGAGAAACAUUGUCUUGUUUAUUGGGUUAAGUGUUCUGCAAAGGGCAUUUUCCUGCCUCGUUAAGCUUUAGGGCAAGUCAGUGUGGUGUUUUCUGUUAGCAAAAAUGUGGCAUCACACUGAUCUAUAGAGGAACUCAAAAAUAAAAGUGGUGCAUUGGUUGGUCUUCUGGAUGUUACGCGUGACUGGAAAGAACUGCACCACAAAUCUGUCGCGUCAAGCCGUAUUGGGUAAGGUCGCAAGAGUCUGCAGAAUGCCGUUGAGCCAGGAAGCAUGGCUUCGGAACGAUGCGUCUUGUGUUCUCAAUCAUACCAGUCGCAUAACACGUGAAAGCUGCAUUCGGGCUGCCUUCCAGAGGCUAUUCGGUGUGCAAAACACAAGGUUUGCCAAUUGCCAAUAAAUCGUCAUUUUUAAUCUUAUGCUUGUGCGAUAGCGUCAUUGAGCGAGUCUCCCCGAAUGUUCAUGCAAUUUUGAGUACAUGGAUAUCUACUCUGGCGGGCAGUAUUUUUUUAGCACUGUGCAAGGCCGCAGCUGACACAAGUCUUUUGAAAGUUGGCAACUUCGGUGUUACAGGCAUCCUGGAUAGAGCAGUUUAUUAAUAUACUCCAGAAAAAAGUAGUGAGGGGAGUUGUCUGUCAAAGCAUAUGCCGCCUGUGCUCUGUGGCAAAUGGUGGGAAAAUGACAUGGGAUAGUUCUUGAGCCGGAUACUUCAGGCAGUCAGUCAUGUCGCCAAAGACUAAAAUACUCUGUCGCACGAUGGUGACAUACACACAAGCUCAGUUGUAUUUUUUUUUUUUUUUUCGCCCUGUACAUAUUUAUUGUCUCAGCUUGUCCAAGCAGUUCUGCCUUUCCCUCUGCACCUGAAUAUCUAUUCAACUUUAAACUAUGUAGUUCCGUGCACUGAGCAAAACAAAGCAGUUCUUUUCUUCUAUUCCUUUAUUGUUGGCUGCAUUAAUGACCAAGGCCAACUUUGCAGUCACAGGAAAUGAAGCAUAUAGAGAUGGUCGAAAAGAGGGAAAGGUGAAGCCCAAAUGUCGGCUGUUCACGUCAUUGACAACUCAACACUUUAUUGCAGUUGUUGAGGGCCCUAGUUCUCGCCGGAUCCCCCCCCCCCUCCUCUUUUGCAGAUGUCGCUCUCAACUCACUUUUACCCUGAAGCAGCUUCUACUUUCCCACGCUGCACGCGUUUUUGAUAAAGUGGUCUAAGCCUCAGGCGAUAAGUGUCAAAUCCAUCAGCCUGGCAUAAAGUUUAGAUAGCUCCUUUUUCUUUCUUUAUUUCUCGAACACGGUAGUUGCUAGUUGUGUUCCCCAUCUCAACACUUCCCAGCUUUUGAAAGGCUCGCCUUUCAGUAGACAUGAGCUUGUAUAUCCGCACUCUUGAUAGUAGCUGCAUGGCAUUUUUGUUUUAACUUGUCAGCAUGGCCGUUCUGUUUCCUGCAAGGUGUUCAUCACCCGGGACAGCAUUGUAUGUGGUUUUUGUCGAAAUGCCCGUUUUUAUGUUGCACUCAUGCUGGGAGACAGGUUCAGUGCAAGUGAUGAAUCUAAUUGCAGGACAUGUUCGUCAGCCUCUCAAGACCCCGUGCUUUUUCACUUGGGUUUCAUUGGCUUUGUUUAAGGCAGGAACGAGGCAACUCUGAAGCACUGUCAAUAACCAGUUCUGUUUCAUAUUGUCUGUGUUACCAUUCAUUCUCAUUCAAACCCCAGUAAGACCUCUUUGAAUGGCUUUCAGUUAUGCUGUGCAGAGUAAUCCUGUUGUUGUGCUUUGCAAAAGCUCCAUACUCCCAAGCACUGCUUUGGGAAUUGUGGUUUCUGUUGUGGUGCAGCUGAUUCUUUGGAUGUUUACAAUAUUCUUUUCUUAAGUGCUCGGACAAUUCGAACCAUGUUGUUUGUCACUCCAAGCCUCUCUUGUGUGUACUGUGUAUCGUAGAAGUAAACGGCAGCUGAUGCCCAUGACUAGGGCUCUUGCAGUACUUUGUGUGUGCGCGCGUGUGUGGGCCCACUUUGCAUUAUGCCUUUCAACAGUUUUGAAUGCAAUCAAUAUUCAACACAUCUAUUUUAUACUUGGUAAUUCUUUACAGCAAAUUUUGAAACAAAAUUACUGGCACGUAGUAGGUUCCUUUUUCUUCUUUGAUCUUUUUUUUUUUUAAGAGUUGUUUUCUUCUGAAAAUUCUGGAGCUCAUUAUUCAGUGCAAACGUGUUGCGACUUGUUUUGUCUACCUCAAGGGUAUUAUUGCAGUUCUCAUUAUAACCUUUCAUGUGGGACACUCGAGAUUAGAAUAAACGUCUUGGUCAUGGUAUUUUAUCAUUUCAAUGAAGUUUUUACUUUGCUCUUCCAAAGCAUUUUUGUGCCUGUGAUGUGCGUGCAUAUAUAGCCUCAAAUGUAAAAAGUGCACAUCCACUUUUGUUUCAAAGAGAGCAGAAUACAGGCAUGACAACAAGGUCUGGUUUCUUCAAGUACAAGAUUUCCAACACUUUUGAUUCAUUGACGUCCCGCAAUUCAAAGUGUUUGAUUCCCUUUCCUUUGCAUAGCUAACACGCAAAAGACUCGUUUGCUAGUGCUUUAUUUUUUUCUCUGUAAAAUUGUCAAAGCAUGCAAGUUUCAUGUCAAAUAUUUGCAUGUGAGCCGUAUCACUGGCACAUGCCCUUUCCAAUUUCGGCAUUCUUUGCGGCAAACUCUUGAAAAAUCUUGUUUCUGCUGUCGUCACCUUGCAAAGUGUAACUAGGCUGGUGCCUUCACCUUCAUGAGUGACAUGUGCGUGUUGUGCUUUCUUUAUUUUAUUUUCCCCACCGCUGUUCCUUCAAAAAGGGAUGCGAACAGUACACACAAUGAAUCUCUUCUUGUUGCUACACAAAACAGAAACAAGAGAUGCGAGAAGUGGACAAGCAGUCUUUGUUUUUUUUUCUUUUCUGUGUGUUGUAUGUGUAAUAAUGGUUGAAUAAACGAAACGGCCGAUGUAAGGAA